AUGCAAACCCAUCAAAGCACGCCGCCACUUGCUGCGGAUGAACCGGCGUCCAAGCGGACCAAGAGGCCGCGUGCCGCGCAGGCAUGCGACCGCUGCAGGACGAAGAAGUAUAAAUGCGACGAACAAUAUCCAUGCUCGCAUUGUAAAAGUGGGGCUCACAUCGAAGAGAGGAAUCUUCUGGGAAGAUGUGCUAACGAGCGCGCAGAGAAUCAUUUGAAUUGUGUCUAUCAGGGGAAUUAUCGCGAGCGGGAAAGCGGCCGGUCUGCGAGUUAUGUUGUCGACCUCGAGAAGAAGGUUGAGGAGCUGGCCUUGAAGCUGCGGAACGCCGAAGCCCAAAUCACCCACUCCUCACAACCACCAAAGCUGCCAAUGACGCAAGCUCCAGUACCCACGGGAAUAGAAACCACUCCAUGCUCAAUGCCUCAAACGGAAUCCACGCCGCAGGAAUCAUCCAAGCUUCCUGCCGACGCAGCACCCGAAGAGUCCACCGAGAGUGCCGACGACGAAAUCAAGGAACUGAAUCACCACACAAACGGCAUAGAGUUCUACGGCAGUACCUCCUCAGCAGCAAUUAUUGGCCAUCUGAAAAAGGCACGAGAACCAAGAACCUAUGAGGAACCUCAUCCCCGACCGGCUGACUUCUCGUUGAUCUCAACCCUGCAUAACCCGAGCUUCUCGCCGUCUUGUAGCACUGGAGCAAACGCUACAUCGAUUGAGCAGCAGAAUUACUAUUUCGAUCAGGCGCAUGUGUUUAUGAAUGGUUACUUUGAGAACAUACAUUUCAUCCACCCAUUCAUCGACAAGGAGGACUUCUUAGUCCGUGCAAACGACCUCUGGUUCGAUCGUGUGCAUACGCCGGAGCCUAGCUUUGUUGCCUUGUAUCUGAGUGUUUUGUCUUUCGGCGCAUUAGUGCGCGUUUGGGACGAGGAUAAGCUCGCGGGCCUGGGCCGCUUCGAAUGGAGCCGGAAAUUGUUUGGCGAGGCGCAGGCGUAUCUGAACUAUUUGCGAUUUUCGAAUGAUCUUGAAACGGUGCAAUGUCUUUAUUUGAUGGCUAAAAUCUGCCAAAAUGAGCUCAAUCCGAACUUGGCCUAUAUGUAUCUUGGCCUUGCGGUGCGCACAUGCCUUUCUGCUGGUUUCAAUCGAGAGGUGGAAUGCCCCAAGGACCGACGUUCGAGCUGGAUCUCGAAGACCUGGUGGGGUAUUUUCUCACUGGAAAUAGAAAUGAGCUUUUCUGUUGGUCGACCAGACACACUGGGAAUGGAUGAAUAUCACAAUCGUGCCAUUCCAGACCGGGAUGACUCUGAAUAUGCCAUUAUCCCCUGGAUGAUUGACUUUGCCCAGAUUAUACGGCGGGUGUCCGUUCAGAUCUAUCAUUCACGAAUUACGCUCCAGGAGAAACUCCAGCUCGCUCUUCAAAUUGAAAUGGAGAUGGAUCGCUGGCUUGCCCGGCUUCCAGAGAUGAUCAAGCCAGAUAUCGGCGCCUACAAGUUGUCGCGUAGUGCUCUUCGUGAUCCAAAGUGGGCCAGAAGACAGCGGCUUGUGCUAGCAAUCCGAUACUAUAAUGUCAAGAUGCUUCUGUUCCGACCGUUUCUGAGCCACUUCACUCGCAAACUGCGGCAUCCUCCGAACGAAUUGGAAGAAACAAUCUCCAAAGGCCUGGACUCGGCUAUGAAGACGAUCGAGGUGAUACAUGAUAUCUACCGAGUGCACACAUUCUUCCGGUGUUGGUGGUACAACACAACCUACGUGAUGUUCGCCACAUCCACUCUCCUCCUCCCCAUGUCCAAACUCGGCAUGUGCGCGCAAACAAUGCCCCUUCUCCGCUCCGUUGAAAUGGGCGUGGAGAUUCUCGACUCAAUGGACGAAUGCGUCGUGGCGCGGAAAUCAGUGGAAAUCAUAAGACACUAUUUGCGUGACUUCAGAGCGUCCGGCGCACAACAGCAUACUCCCGGGGCAGGUGAUGGGGUCGAGCAUCCGGCGGCCUCCGUUGAGGCCGGGCCUGGCCAGCCUGGAUUUGAAAUCCCAGAGUGGGCCUAUGGCUUUGGGUUCCCGGAUUAUUCGUUCGAAGGAAUCGCUCGGCUGUUUGAUGAUAUUGGGGGCUUGCCUAUGAUAGACGGUCGCGAGCCAUGCGUUCACAUCGUCUGGCAGCCGCCUCAGCAGGAGUUCGCACACCCUUUUGUGAAGCGGGGCAUAUCUUCCGUGUACAUAGAUCCUCCUCCACCUCCCACGCGUUUCCUCAAGUGUCCGUUAUUGCAAUUCAAGGACUUCUUGCAAAUUCCCAAAUUCCCUCUCCGACCUCUCUCUGGAAUCGUACAACAGUUGCCAAACAACCCACCCACCAAUAUGCCGUUGACUUUGCAUCACAUGGGUCUAUCCCAGUCCGAGCGCAUUAUCUGGCUUGCCGAGGAGCUCAGCAUAGACUAUGAAUUAGUCCAUCACAAACGCGAUCCUAUCCUGGCACCCGAAUCCAUCAAAAAGCUUCAUCCAGCCGGCACUGCCCCGGUUAUUGAAGACGAUCCGUCCCCCGUGACUGGGUCCAGAGUCGUCCUGGCAGAAUCGGGCGCAAUUAUCGACUAUCUCAUUGCCGUCUACGGCAAUGGGCGGCUCGCUCUCACUCCCAGGGAUGGUGCAGGGUACACGGGCUACGUUGAAUGGUAUCAUUUCGCCAGUUCUACCCUCCAGCCGGCUGCGCUUUCCCGCCUGUUGAUGUCACAUGGGCCGACCACAGCAAGUCCAGUGGCGCAGCGCCUAACGAAGAAGUUGAAUCAUCUGCUCUCCAUGGUCGAGAACAGACUAGCUGAAACCGGCGCCUACCUUGCUGGCAAGGAUCUGACGGCUGCGGAUAUCAUGAUAGUGUUCACUUUGACAACGAUGCGCGGCUUUUUACCAGUGGAAUACGAUGAGGAGAAGCACAAGCACAUUCUAGCUUAUUUAAAGCGUGUCGGAGAGCGACCUGCCUAUAAGAAGGCUAUGAAGAUUUGCGAGGGCGAGGACUUUGUUCCCCUAUUGAGCGCUCAAGUGGAGCGGUUCUCUCUGAUGACGUGA
Messenger RNA from Penicillium canariense, 3045 nucleotides. RefSeq lists its product as uncharacterized. The transcript is spliced from 10 exons. Gene Ontology annotation, biological process: positive regulation of transcription from RNA polymerase II promoter by galactose; DNA-templated transcription. Gene Ontology annotation, molecular function: RNA polymerase II cis-regulatory region sequence-specific DNA binding; zinc ion binding; DNA-binding transcription factor activity, RNA polymerase II-specific. The record is from RefSeq and is a predicted model, not a curated record. NCBI's taxonomy places the organism in Eukaryota, Fungi, Ascomycota, Eurotiomycetes, Eurotiales, Aspergillaceae. Gene Ontology annotation, cellular component: nucleus. Bases 1 to 3045 code for a protein of 1014 amino acids.